UUUGAGGAUAAUCCGACAGACCAGUCUAUCAACACAAUCUACAAAAUGUUUUGUCUUGUGGUGGUGACAGUCGGACGGAGAAGAGACCCAAUCCAACCCCCCCGUUGCCGCCGAUGAGGUCGAGGUUUCGGCCGAUGCCGGUGCCGGCGGUCAGAUGUCCGUCCUCGACGCUCUCAAGGGUGUCCUCCGCAUCUCGCUGAUCCACGACGGUCUUGCCCGUGGUCUGCGCGAGGCCGCCAAGGCCCUCGACCGUCGCCAGGCGCACAUGUGUGUCCUGAACGAGGGCUGCGAGGAGGAGGCCUACAAGAAGCUGGUCGUUGCUCUGUGCUCCGAGCACAAGAUCCCCCUCAUCAAGGUCCCCGAUGGAAAGCUCCUCGGCGAGUGGGUUGGUCUUUGCCAGCUCGACCGUGAGGGUAACGCCCGCAAGGUCGUCAACUGCUCUUGCGUCGUCGUUAAGGAUUGGGGUGAGGAGUCCCAGGAGCGCUCCGUCCUCCUCAACUACUUCCAGACUGAGCAGUAAAUGUGUGCGAUUCUGUUGAAUUUGCAUUGCAUUGCUCGCCCCAUUUCCCCAGUCUUGGUAACUUGAGAGUGGCGCACGUGGAAACGGGGGUAGGUGUUUGGAAACAGGUGUGAGUGGCUAUGGUCUUGAGGAUUUUUUUUUUCUGCGCGCACGGGGGCAAAAAAAAGACAGAACAACACAAAUUCUUGUCGUCUCCACUUGCAACUUGGGUGAAUUCGGUUUUAUACGAGUUGUAGUUUGGUGGGGAGGUGGGGAAAUCUCAUUCAUCUUGUCGGAUCGGUCGACGGUUUGCAUGUAUGCGUGGGUCUCUCUUCUUAUAUCUCUGUCGCGGGACUGGAUGGUUCUCGUGCUAGUCAUGAGGCUGGAUGGUUUCGGUUUUAUACUGGAGAAAUGAAUCAGAUCAUGGUGCUCAAAACUUUGCAUGGAUUGUACUUCGGGUGUUGUUCGUAGUCUGGGCGAGUCAGCUGGCAACGAAUGGCUGAAUUAAUCGA
This is a messenger RNA of Aspergillus saccharolyticus JOP 1030-1, 1011 nucleotides long. RefSeq names its product 40S ribosomal protein eS12. Gene Ontology annotation, biological process: translation. Lineage: Eukaryota; Fungi; Ascomycota; Eurotiomycetes; Eurotiales; Aspergillaceae. The record is from RefSeq and is a predicted model, not a curated record. The transcript has 3 exons. Gene Ontology annotation, cellular component: cytosolic small ribosomal subunit; ribosome. The coding region runs from base 155 to 520 and encodes 121 amino acids. Gene Ontology annotation, molecular function: structural constituent of ribosome.